Messenger RNA from Ananas comosus (pineapple), 3049 nucleotides. RefSeq names its product peptidyl serine alpha-galactosyltransferase. The coding region runs from base 1 to 2412 and encodes 803 amino acids. NCBI's taxonomy places the organism in Eukaryota, Viridiplantae, Streptophyta, Magnoliopsida, Poales, Bromeliaceae. Gene Ontology annotation, molecular function: glycosyltransferase activity. The transcript is spliced from 8 exons. The record is from RefSeq and is a predicted model, not a curated record.
AUGGCGGCGGCGUUGAUGGCGGGCGUCGUCGGCGUCGGCGGAGGCGGAGGAGGGGUUGGGUUGGGGUUGGGUGGGUGGGGGAGGAGGAUGCAUACGCUGUUCUCUGGUAGUGCCAGGACUUACUUCGACUGGCAGACGGUGGGCUGGUUGCACAGCCUCCGCAAGGCCGGCCAUCCCGGCCUCACCCGCCUCCUCAGCUCCUCCGCGCCGACCAUCCGCUCCUACGCGGCAUCGCUCGCUCCGUCCCCCGACCUUCUCACCGUCCCGCUCCUCCAUGUCUCCCACCCCCGCACCGGCGACUGGUACCCCGCUAUUAACAAACCUGCAGGCGUAGUUCAUUGGCUAAAGCAUAGCAAAGAUGCUGAAAAUGUCGAUUGGGUUGUAAUCUUAGACGCCGAUAUGAUAGUUCGUGGCCCUAUACUUCCUUGGGAACUCGGGGCGGAAAAAGGCAAGCCCGUUGCUGCAUAUUAUGGGUACCUGAGGGGUUGUGAUAAUGUUCUUGCUCGGCUGCACACGAAGCACCCGGAAUUAUGCGACAAGGUUGGUGGACUACUAGUGAUGCAUAUCGACGACUUGAGGGCGUUGGCGCCGUUAUGGCUUUCGAAGACAGAGGAGGUGCGAGGGGAUCGGGCCCACUGGGCAACCAAUAUAACCGGCGACAUUUAUGGUCAGGGCUGGAUUAGCGAGAUGUAUGGAUACUCGUUUGGUGCUGCAGAAGUAGGCCUUCGCCACAAGAUCAAUGAUGAUUUAAUGAUCUACCCGGGUUAUAUUCCAAGAGUUGGUGUUGAGCCUAUUAUAAUGCACUAUGGCUUGCCUUUUGAAGUUGGGAAUUGGUCAUUUAGCAAGUUAGACCAUCACGAAGAUGACAUUGUUUAUGACUGUAACCGCCUUUUCCCUCCGCCACCUUUUCCUAGAGAGAUCGAGAUGAUGGAAGCUAAUCCAAACUUAAGGCGAAGCUUAUUUCUUAGCAUAGAAUGCAUUAACACUUUGAAUGAAGGACUUUUGCUGCAUCACGCAUCGAUGGGUUGUCCUAGGCCAAAAUGGUCGAGAUACAUGAGUUUCUUGAAAAGUAAGAGAUUCGCAGAGCUUACCAAGCCAAAGUACUUGAAUGCUGAUCAGAUUCACUAUCAACUAUCUGAGAAAAAGAUAGUCUCAGAGGAAGUAGAAAGGGAACAUCCGAAAAUACAUACUCUUUUUUCGACUGAAUGUUCGACAUACUUUGAUUGGCAGACGGUAGGGCUCAUGCAUAGCUUUCGGUUGAGUGGCCAGCCUGGCAAUAUCACUCGCUUGCUCAGCUGUACUGAUGAAGACUUGAAGAGAUACAAGGGACAUGAUCUCGCUCCUACGCACUAUGUUCCAUCUAUGAGCCUUCAUCCACUGACGGGAGACUGGUACCCAGCGAUCAAUAAACCAGCGGCAGUUCUCCAUUGGCUUAAUCAUGUGCAGACUGAUGCCGAGUAUAUAGUUAUUUUGGACGCUGAUAUGAUUAUGAGAGGUUCCAUUACUCCAUGGGAUUAUGGUGCAAAACGUGGCCAUCCUGUUUCAACUCCCUAUGGAUACCUCAUUGGCUGCGACAAUGUGCUCGCAAAGAUACAUACUCGCAAUCCUGCAGCUUGUGACAAGGUUGGCGGUGUCAUAAUCAUGCACAUUGAUGAUCUGCGCAAGUUUGCUUUGUUAUGGCUGCAUAAAACAGAGGAGGUUCGCGCUGACAAAGCUCACUAUGCAACGAAUAUCACCGGGGAUAUUUAUGGUUCCGGUUGGAUAAGUGAGAUGUAUGGUUACUCAUUUGGCGCUGCCGAGUUGAAUCUGAGGCACAUCAUCAGGAGAGAUAUUUUGAUAUACCCGGGUUAUGUUCCUGAACCCGGAGUAAAAUACAAGGUCUUCCAUUAUGGCUUGAGAUUUGGUGUUGGCAACUGGAGCUUCGACAAGGCUGAUUGGAGAGAUGUUGACAUGGUAAAUAACUGCUGGGCUAAAUUUCCCGAACCACCCGAUCCAUCUACCGUCGCUGCUGAAGCUGAAAAUAUCAGGCAAAGAGAUCUCCUUAGCAUUGAAUGUGGGAGAGCUUUGAACAAAGCUCUCUAUUUGCAUCAUCUAAAGAGGAAUUGCCCAACAUCAGAAAGUAGUAAUAAUGCAACUCACAUAGAAAAAACUACAGGAAUAUCACUCGUGUCAAGUGAUCAAGGGCAUAGCGAUAGCAUGCGCAUAAACAGGAAAAACCGUGAUUCCGUUUUUGAUUCUCACUUACAAUCUACACAUGGAUCACAUCACGUAAGAUCUCGAUGGGCUGGAAUGUUUGCCUUGUGGGUUUUCUCUGUGCUAGGCUUCUUAACUAUAAUCACCGUGGUUCUCUCUAGCAACAGAAGAUGGAGUUCGAGGACUAGGGCGGCUAGAAGUAAGAAAAGUUUUGCCUAGUACUGCAAGCACUUACAGAUUUCAUGAUAGGCACCUGUAUGAUGUACCUUUUCACAUGCGCGAUUUCUUCAAUUGACCCAUAUGUAGAGUAAAUAGAGCUCUGGCGUCCGACAAGAAGAUGAAACUCGAAAAGUUGCUGAAACUGGAAAGUGCUUCAGAGGUUGAAUAAUGUAACUUCGCUGAUGCAGCAGUGUGUCUCAUAGUUGGACGAGUUGAAUACGACUGUGAUAUAGCUUUCGCUUUGUUGUGCACAGUUACACGAGUAAGCUCUCGAUAGGUUUUGAUAUAUGAUAAUCUCUAGUAUGAUGAGCUCCACCACGUCUGAAUUCACGGACACCUGUACCACCUGAUAAAGCUGCUCGCUUUCAACACGUGUUUUGAAUUUUCAUUUAUCUGUUAAUUGUAAAACCAAUUUCCCCAUAAGCAGCAUGAAUGUGUUUUGGUAUGUUGUGUUUGAUUAUAACCAGAUUUUUGUCAAUUUUUAGUGACAGUUGUAUCUAUUUUUCAACUGGGGAAGCAAUUUCAAUAGCUGAUCUUUCUUUGGCUUGUUGGACUCUAUUAUAUCUGUAUGUCAUGGGUUUAUAAUUGCGAAAGAAGUGAGAAGUAAGAGUUUUUAAUUGCAGGAACUCUUCAUGUA